This is a messenger RNA of Mycena citricolor, 3732 nucleotides long. The record is from the annotation of a GenBank genome assembly. Lineage: Eukaryota; Fungi; Basidiomycota; Agaricomycetes; Agaricales; Mycenaceae.
AUGAGCCACAACGCACGCGCAUCCCCUAUUUGGAACUACUACCACUCGAACGGCAAACCCGUCGCAUCCUGCAAAGUCUGUCGAGAUGGAAUAGAGCGGAACGGUACUCAAAGCGAGCUUGUUCGACAUGAGAAGACCCAGACACACACAAAGGCUCUUCAACGUCAAGCCGAUCGUGAACAGGACAACGCGGAUUUCCUGCGCCAGGCGGCCAGCAGCGAUCCUGCUGUAAACCCACCAAUCACCGAUCGAGACAUCGCAGACCAUGCCCUCAGAAACCUCUUAUCAUCACUCGGUGGAGGUACCAUGGCGCCUCACGCCGUCACACAGCCCAAUCCGACCUUAGCGGAUGGCUCGGGCCCUGACUUGCGUUCUCACACCCCCCUUCGUUCGACGGCGUCAAAUAUUGGCAUCAGCUGGAAUCUCAUGGAGGCUUACGGAGAGACUGAGCUCAUUCCGUCAGCUGACGAACGAUCUGUUCAGUCGAUCACGAAUGCGAUCCUCGAGCGCUUUGACCUCGAGGCCCUGUCAGACGAAGACGAGAAUGAGCGCUCGGACGCCGAGUCUGAGCUUGCAGCUGAGGAUCCCGUUCUCGGAAAUGCUGAUUCCAAUCGUCGCGAGCACGUCCCAAAACACGCUCGGGGAGACCUCGAGCCAGGAUCAGAGGCUGAGCGUUUGCACUGGUAUCCCUGGGACAACCGUAUCACCUGCACUCUUGAUGUCCUCAUGCACCUCCCACGAUCUGUCUUCUCUCAGCGACAACUCGAUCUCUUUCUCUGGCUCCUCAAAGUCAACAAUGUCCCAGAUGUCCCAUCAAUCAAGCAAAUGCAACAACUCGAUCUCGCUCUUCAGAAGCUUUGUGGAAUUGAGACUAUUGCGUACAACGGGGCCCUCGGUCACAAGUAUCAUGUCAACAGCCUUGCGCAGAUCAUUGCUCAGGCAAGCCUACGCUGCUUGUCAGAGAUCAGAUUCGGACUCAGCUCUUUCCAGGAGAUGGCGAAUCCUCGAGUUCGUCCACAUCUGUCUUUCUACCCCGAAGAUUCUGGGAACGAGCUCUCCGAGGCGCGUCAGGGCCAGCGAUGGCUUCACGAGCUUCCCAAUGAUCAGACCACACCCAUGAUCCGGCUCGCGGGAAAGGACUACUACAUCUACGAGCCAUGCAUGGCUACAUCUGAACGCGACGGUGUCCAGCAAUAUGUUAUCCCUGUCCAAUUCUUCACUCGCGGUGGCUCAUUGUUCGCCAAAUGCUGGAGAAUGCAUCCCGUUGUUACAGAUCAGAUCUCGGGUUGGCGCGUGGAUAAGACCACUCCGUUCGAAGUCGACACAAAGUUGUUCUUCAAGACAUUCACACAAUUUCAGAGCGACGUCGAGUGGUAUCAAAUUCCGAAUCCAUCUCAUAUAAUUGAUGUUGUUGACCUCAACGCUAUGACGCAGAGCACUCCCUGGACAUAUACAAACCCUGUCAUCGGAAACCCGUGGCGUUCAAAGGCCGGUGGAUGUCGUGUUGUGUCAUUUCCCAUGUGGCUCUAUUGCGAUGAUACACACGAAAGCCAGAAGGAAUAUAAUAUCCACUUUCUGUGUACAUCCAACAUUGCCCCGCCACUCGAGAUGCUGGACGGAAUUGUCGAACAGCUCAAAAACGGUCAGGAUGUAGGGAUCUGGACCUGGGAUAUUGAACUCGAAGAACCUGUGCUGGUUGUGCCCGAAGUCUUGGCUUUGCUGGGGGACAAUCCGAUGCAGAGCAAAUUUGCAUGUCAUAUUGGUUUGCGCGGAAAAUUCUUCUGUCGAGCAUGCUGGGCUCGGGGACACACAGCCAAGUCUGCUGAGCCCAGUUUCGGAGCGGCAGGGGCCACUGACAGCGCUGGACCAAGCGGUGAUCAGAGUGAUGUCGAAACCGAUGAUGAUGAUAUCAAUGGUGUUGGUGGCGAAAGCGAUGACAGUGCGGCGAGUGCUGGACCGAAGAAGGGUAAACAAGGGAAGAAGGCCUUGGAAACCAUGGGUCAAAUGGUCAACCGCAUCAAAGCGUUCAUGACGCUCGGACGUUUACGCAACAAAGCCGAGACUGUAAAUUACCUCCGCUCAGAAUUUCUCACUGCUUCCACUGCUGUGGAUAAGAAGACGCAGAUCAAGAACUUGCGCACGGAGACAGGGAUCAAGGACACAUUCCAGCAGUUCUUUGUUGAGAAGCUCUUUGAUUCUUACAAAAAUAAACGAGGACAUGAAGCCCGGAUAGCGGCACUGGAAGCUCAAGUUCGACAAAUGCCUAUGGACAUGAAUGCCAUGAGCCCGGUUUGGCGGAUUCGGGGUUUGGACGCGCAUCAAGACACACCGGUUGAAAUUCUUCACGUUGUUCUGCUAGGAUUUGUGAAGUAUCUCUGGCGCGAUCUCAUUCAGCUCCAGCUCAAAAACAAGGAUGACAAAAAAAAGUUGUUGAUCACACGAUUGAACUCGGUCGACACAUCCGGUCUUGGAAUCUCGCCUCUGGCAGGUCGAACUCUUGUGCAAUAUGCCGGGUCUUUGACAGGUCGCGACUUCCGCGUGAUUGCUCAAGUUGCGCCAUUUGUGGUCUUCGACCUGGUGGACUCCGGGUGCUUCGACACGUGGAAAGCACUCUCAAAGCUAAUUCCGCUCAUCUGGCAACCUAGAAUCUCAGAUAUCAAUGCUUACACGAAUCUCCUCACAUCUGAAAUCAAUCAUUUUUUGAUAUGUGCCGCUCGAUGGACGAAUCGCUGGUUCAACAAGCCUAAAUUCCACAUUCUGUUACAUCUACCAGCCCACAUUCGUCGAUUUGGUCCAGCUAUCUUGUUUGCGACAGAGGCCUUUGAGUCUUUCAAUGCCAUCAUCCGGGCCAAAAGUGUCCAUUCCAAUCGACACGCACCAUCUCGUGACAUUGCGGUAGGCUUUGCCCAGGGAAACCGUGUUCGCCACCUCCUCAGUGGCGGUUGCAUCCGUUCUGAGUCAGCUGCCGACUGCACCGAUCCUCGGAAUUGGCAGAAAAGACAUUGGAUGCGAGCGGGUGAAGGAGCCCUUACGGUUGUCGAAGGGAACACCGUGGCGUCGUAUCUAGGUUUGCAGCAAGACCGUAUCACAAAUGUGAUGGGAGGAUCAUAUGUUCUUGUCAAAAAGAAUACACGCGCCACGGAAAUCUAUCAUAUCGAAGAGGUCUUGCAGAAGAAAGGCUCAGUAAACGCCCUGGCUGAGCUCCCCGAUGUCAUCUUGAUGCGGCAGGCUCUGGUCAAUCCAAGUCAAGAAAAGUACGGAAUGCCGAGAGUAUGGCUUUCAAACUGUUGGGUGCUCGGGUCGCUUGAAGAGAUCUUAUGCACCGUGAACGUACAACACAACUGCAUUGAUCACCAUUGCGAUACAUCAGCGGAAGUGCCCAUAUACCAAGAACGCACAAAGACGAUGCAAACCCAGGCUCGCAUCAAGCAUCGAGGAGACCUUGAUAAUGUUGUGCUUAACACCGCCCAGAUGCGUGACGCAUGCCAUCUUCAGCAGUUCCGUAUCAACGCACCCAUCAUGCAAGACCUUGACCAGGUCGUUCAUGAGAGUGCUGUGAAAGAGAUUGCGUUGCGCAAGCAUUCCAAGACCAAGACAAAGCCAUCCACACCUACCCCAGUACCACGCAGCGGGGCAUCUGCAGACCCAGCAAAUCGAUCUCCGUUGACGAUCCGCAUUCCGUCCCUUCGACAACCCAGUUCGCUGCGCGAGUCAUCCGGACCUCAGAUUUAG